This is a messenger RNA of Acanthosepion pharaonis, 1011 nucleotides long. The record is from the annotation of a GenBank genome assembly. Lineage: Eukaryota; Metazoa; Mollusca; Cephalopoda; Sepiida; Sepiidae.
AUGUUGUCUGUUUCUAUCUAUCUAUCUAUCUAUCUAUCUAUCUAUCUAUCUAUCUAUCUAUCUACCAGAAAAUUGAAAAAAAGACAAAUUGCCUAUUUUCACUUUACCAUCUAUCUAUCUAUCUAUCUAUCUAUCUAUCUAUCUAUCUAUCUCACUAUCUAUCUAUCAUCUAUCUAUCUAUCUAUCUAUCUAUCUAUCUAUUCUCUAGCUAUUAUCUAUCUAUCUCAGUCUGUUCAUAAUGUAUGUAUGUAUGUGUGUAUGUAUGUUCAUGUCUAUGUAUCUUAUGUUCAUAAUCUAUCUAUCUAUCUAUCUAUCUAUCUAUCUAUCUAUCUAUCUAUCUAUCUCAGUCUGUUCAUAUGUAUGUAUAUCUAUCUAUCUAUCUCAUUUUGUCAUAUAAUGUAUAUCUAUCUCAUUUUGUUCAUAAUCUAUCUAUCUCAUUUUGUUCUAUCUAUCUAUCAUAUCUAUCUAUCUAUCUAUCUAUCUAUCUAUCUAUCUAUCUAUCUAUCUUAUUUUGUUCAUAAUCUCUAUCUAUCUAUCUAUCUAUCUAUCUAUCUAUCUAUCUAUCUAUCUAUCUCAUCUGUUCAUAUGUAUGUAUGUAUGUAUAUAUCUAUCUAUCUCAUUUUGUUCAUAAUCUAUCUAUCUAUCUCAUUUAUGUUCAUCUAUCUAUCUAUCUAUCUAUUUUGUUCUAUCUAUCUAUCUCAUCUAUCUCUCUAUCUCAUUUUGUUCAUAAACUAUCUAUCUUAUUUUGUCUAUCUAUCUAUCUAUCUAUCUAUCUAUCUAUCUAUCUAUCUAUCUAUCUCAGUCUGUCAUAUCUGUAGUUUUCUGUUCAUAUGUAUGUAUGUAUCUAUCUAUCUCAUUUUGUUCAUAAUCUAUCUAUCUCAUUUUGUUCAUAAUCUAUCUAUCUAUCUAUCUAUCUAUCUAUCUAUCUAUCUAUCUAUCUAUCUAUCUAUCUAUCUUAUUUUGUUCAUAAUCUAUCUAUCUAUCUAUCUAUCUAUCUAUCUAUCUAUCUAG